AUGCUUUAUCCAGAAGUCCCUGAUCAUCCUGUUCCAGUGCGUUUCCUCUUUGUCCUACUAAACUCUAUGGAUAACUAUCCUGGUGAAACAUUUCGAAUUGGACGAGCAAUAGGAGCGCUUCUUUCUGAUGAGGUUUUCCAAAAAGUAGCAUUGCACUGUGAGGAGAGAAAUACUCUUGUGGAUGCGAUAGAUGAAUUUCUCUCACAAAUUGUUGUUAUUCCACCGGCAAAGUGUUCAACAGAGGCCAGAUGGACGCGUGAUGAAGGUGCUGAUGAAUCUGCAGUUCGUCAUGUAGGAAUGCUCUAUGCAAAUUUUUCUCACGAUGAUCGUCUUUGUUCGCAAGCAUUCUAUUCAGAAGAAUUUGAUUCAAAUAAACGCAUUUCUAUGGCUGGUCAACAUACAGGUCUAGAAGCAGGCCAACCAACGAGGACAGGACAAUUAUUUGGAGGAUUAGUGCAAGAUAUAAGACAAAAACUUCCUUGGUUCCCAUCCGAUUUCUUGGACUUUUUUCGCGGUCGUUUAUCUCAGUCAUUGGCUUGUACAUUGGUUCUUUUCCUAGCAAAUCUCUCAAAUAUCAUCACAUUUGGUGCAGUUAUGGAACGUUCUUUGCAUCAUCAAAUGGCUUCAAUCGAAAACAUCAUUUGUGGUGCUCUAUCAGGGGUUGUUUUUGGUAUGUUUUCUGGUCAACCACUUAAUAUUCUCUCAGCAACGGGGCCAACACUUAUUUUUGAAAGGAUUCUCUACGACUUCUGCACAGCAAAACAUUGGGAAUUUUUGCCCUUUCGGCUGUAUGUUGGUGUUUGGAUGGUUGGUUAA
Meloidogyne enterolobii is the source of this 816-nucleotide messenger RNA. The record is from the annotation of a GenBank genome assembly. Lineage: Eukaryota; Metazoa; Nematoda; Chromadorea; Rhabditida; Meloidogynidae.